Aureococcus anophagefferens is the source of this 2902-nucleotide messenger RNA. RefSeq lists its product as hypothetical. The record is from RefSeq and is a predicted model, not a curated record. Gene Ontology annotation, cellular component: mitochondrial matrix. The transcript is spliced from 3 exons. Gene Ontology annotation, biological process: mitochondrion organization; protein catabolic process; chaperone-mediated protein complex assembly. The coding region runs from base 47 to 2890 and encodes 947 amino acids. NCBI's taxonomy places the organism in Eukaryota, Pelagophyceae, Pelagomonadales, Pelagomonadaceae. Gene Ontology annotation, molecular function: ATP-dependent peptidase activity; ATP binding; single-stranded DNA binding.
CCAGCUCGCCCGACGCGCCGCUGCAGGUUCGCGGCGCGUCGCACCAAUGGCUGCGCGCGCAAUGCUCGCGACGACGCGCGCCUUCGCGACGCAACGACCGCUCCUCGCCGCGCGCGCCGCGGCGGCGACGCGCCUCGGCGCCACCAAACAGCGAACGCUCCCUUACGUGGCGACGCGGAGCCUCUUCGGCUUCGGCGGCGGCGCCGGCGGCGACGACGAGGACCCGGAGUCGAAGAAGGCGCGGCGGGACGUGGCGCGCGCCGUCGUCGACGCCGAGGCGCUCGCGUCGUCCGACGGCGACGGCGCGGUCGGCUCGAACGGCGGCGGCGACGGCGUGCUCGUCGGCGGCGGCGGCGGCGGCGACGACGGGUCGUCGCCGGCGAGCGUCGGCGUCGGCGACGACGCGCCGCGGCCCGAGCGCGUCGUCGCCCUCGGCCUGUCGCGGCGGCCGCUCUUCCCGGGCAUGGUCCACUCGCUGUCCAUGUCGCGCGCCGCCGCGGAAGCGCUGACCGCGGAGCGCGACGCCGGGCGGCCCUACGUGGGCCUCUUCCUGCGGCGCGACAGUAGCGGCGAGGACGAGGGCGGCAGGCCCGCGGAGCUCUUGGCCGAGCUCGGCGACGACCGGCCGCUCGACGCCUUGGUGCACGCGACGGGCGCGUUCGCGCAGAUCCACAACGUCGCGGACACGCCCGACGGCAACGCGCAGGCGCUCGUGCUCGUGCACCGGCGCGUCGACGCGGAGCGCGUCGUCGACGGCGGCCCGCCGCCGACGCUGGCCGUCGCGCACUGGGACCGCGAGGCCCGCGGCGAUCUGGUGAAGGCGCUGAGCAACGAGAUCGUCGCGGCGAUCCGGGAAUUGGUGCAGAUGAACCCGCUCUACCGCGAGCACAUGCAGUACUUCACGCAGCGCGUCGACAUCGGCGACCCCUUCAAGCUCGCGGACUUUGCGGCGUCGCUGGCGACGGCGCCGGGCGACGAGCUCCAGACGUGCCUCGAGGAGCGCGACGUCGUCGCGCGGCUCCGCGCGUCGCUCGAGCUCGUGUCGAAGGAGCGCGAGCUCUCGCGGCUCCAGCAGGAGAUCUCGAGCCAGGUCGAGAAGAAGCUCAGCGGCCAGCAGCGCACGUUCCUGCUCAACGAGCAGCUCAAGACCAUCAAGAAGGAGCUGGGCGUCGAGACCGACGACAAGGACGCGCUCGUCGCCAAGUACCGGCGCCGCGCGGCGCCGGAGGCCAAGUGGGCCGGCGGCGUCAUCCCCGCGCUCGCGCGCCACGCCAUCGAGGAGGAGCUCGCCAAGCUCGCGGUGCUCGAGAAGAACUCCGCGGAGUUCAACGUCACGCGGUCCUACCUCGACUGGCUCACGGCGCUGCCCUGGGGCGCGGCGAGCGACGAGGCCUUCGACGUCGCCGCCGCCAAGAGCGCGCUCGACGCGGGCCACUACGGCAUGGACGACGUCAAGGAGCGCAUCCUCGAGCUCGUCGCCGUCGGGUCGCUCGUCGGCGGCGUCCGGGGCAAGAUCCUCUGCCUCGUGGGCCCGCCGGGCACGGGCAAGACGUCCAUCGGCGAGUCCGUCGCCGCCGCGCUGGGCCGCGAGUUCUACCGCUUCUCCGUGGGCGGCCUCGGCGACGUCGCGGAGAUCAAGGGCCACCGGCGGACCUACGUCGGCGCGAUGCCCGGCAAGCCCAUCCAGUGCCUCAAGCAGACGCGGGCCAUGAACCCCGUGAUAUUGAUCGACGAGGUGGACAAGCUCGGGCGCGGGGGCGGCUCCGGCGGCGGCGACCCGGCGUCGGCUUUGUUGGAGCUGCUGGAUCCGUCGCAGAACGCGACGUUCCUCGACCACUACCUCGACGUGCCCGUGGAUCUGAGCCGCUGCCUCUUCGUGUGCACGGCGAACGACGAGUCGACGAUCCCCGGGCCGCUCCUGGACCGCAUGGAGGUCGUGCGGCUCGCGGGCUACGACCUGCGGGACAAGCUCGCGAUCGCGCGCGACCACCUGGUGCCCCGGGCGCUCAAGGAGGCGGGCCUCGACGGCGAUCUGGAGAUCGAGGACCGGCCGCGCUUCACGGACGCGGCGCUGGAGGCCCUGGCCAAGGGCCACGCGCGCGAGGCGGGCGUGCGGAACCUGCAGAAGUUGGUGGAAAAGGUCGCGCGGAAGCUCGCGUUGCGCGUCGUCCGCGACGGCGACGCGGCGGCGGAGGCGACGCGGCCCGAGGGCGACACCGGCGGCGGCUACGUCGUGGACGAGGCGAACCUCGACGACUUCGUCGGGCCGCCGCGGUUCUCCAAGGACCGGCUCUACGACGGUUCCGUUGAUACGCCCCCGGGCGUCGUCGCGGGCCUGGCGUGGACGUCCAUGGGCGGCGCGACGCUCUACGUCGAGGCGACGAAGCUGGGGGGGCUGAGCGCCGAGGAGGGCAAGCCGCUGCCGGCGCCGCGUUUAACGACGACGGGCCAGCUGGGCGGCGUCAUGGAGGAGAGCAGCCGCGUCGCGCUCAACUACGUCCGCGGCCGCCUCUUCCGCGAAGACUCGGGCGCCACGCUCGACGGGUCGGACCUGCACGUCCACUUCCCCGACGGCGCGACGCCCAAGGACGGGCCGUCGGCGGGCGUGACGCUCGCGACGGCGCUGCUCUCGCUCGCGUCGGGGAUCCCCGCGCGCCAGGACCUCGCGAUGACGGGCGAGAUCUCCCUCACGGGCAAGGUCCUGCCCGUCGGCGGCAUCAAGGAGAAGGUCAUCGCCGCGCGGCGCGCGAACAUCCCGGCCGUGAUCCUCCCGGCGGAGAACCGGAAGGACUUCGACGAGCUGCCCGACUACCUCAAGGACGGCAUGGAGGCCCACUUCGCGACGACCUACGACGACGUCUUCGACCUCGCCUUCAAGACGGAGGGGUAAUCUUAGGGGGUU